AGCCCAACGUUUAUUGUAACCCUGUGAUGGCGCAACCCGGACAGCCAUGGGACUACAUAGCCAAGAUCGUCUCUCUUGGUGAUUCGGGCUCAGGCAAAUCUAGCCUAACCAUCCGCCUCUGCGAAGGUCGCUUCGUCUCCCAUCAUGACGUUACCAUCGGCGUCGAGUUUGGCAGCCGGAUAGUGCCCGUAGGACCGCCAGCAAGCCUGCAAUACAAUAUCAACAACCCAGUCUCGCAACCCUCUCAGCCCUCGACCUCCGGCUCCAAUGAUGCUCCCGCAGCCAAGAAAGGCAAAGGCGCGCCUAAGGAGCCCCAACAGCGGUACAUGAAGCUCUCGCUCUGGGACACAGCCGGCCAGGAAACCUACAAGUCCAUCACCCGCUCCUACUUCCGCGGCGCGUCCGGCGCGCUCCUCGUCUUCGACAUCACUCGCCGCAACACCUUCAAUAGCGUGACCUCCUGGCUGCACGACUUACGACAAAUAGCCGAAGAUGAUAUUGUUGUGAUCCUGGUCGGCAACAAGUCCGAUCUUGCGCCUGCGUCGACCAUUUCAUCUGCAGAUGACAAGAAGAAUCAGCGGCAGGUCACGAGGGAAGAAGCAGAGGAGUGGUGCAAGCAGAACAAGGUGAUGCAAUACGUGGAGACGAGCGCGAAGAGCGGGGAGAAUGUGGAGAGGGCGUUUCUGGAAGUGGCGGAGAGGAUAUGGCAGAAUAUUGAGGCGGGCAGAUAUGAUCUUAAUGAUCGGAGAAGUGGUGUGAAAGGACCUGGUGCGGGUGGUGGUGGGACGGGGAGGUCGGUGAAUCUGAGGCCGGCGGACAAGAGUGCGGGCAAGAAGGCGGGCAUUGCUGGUGGGUGUUGUUGAAUGCAUAUCAGCAUGGGUUUGUGGCGAGGCGUCUGGCGUUCUUGACGUUCGACCCGUCAAUGACAGCAACGAGCACCGAUAGGAUAAUACAUGCACAGACCAGCGACGUUGAAGUCAAUCGAUGCUGCAAUUCACACAUGCUACUUCACUCGUAGCUCACCACCGGUCUCAGUCAACG
This is a messenger RNA of Baudoinia panamericana UAMH 10762, 1041 nucleotides long. RefSeq lists its product as uncharacterized. Gene Ontology annotation, molecular function: GTP binding; GTPase activity. NCBI's taxonomy places the organism in Eukaryota, Fungi, Ascomycota, Dothideomycetes, Mycosphaerellales, Teratosphaeriaceae. Gene Ontology annotation, biological process: regulation of endocytosis. The record is from RefSeq and is a predicted model, not a curated record. The coding region runs from base 27 to 863 and encodes 278 amino acids. The transcript is spliced from 2 exons. Gene Ontology annotation, cellular component: endosome.